AUGUUUAAGGCAUUUGACGCAGAGUCAGAAACAUUCAACUUGCAAAAAGAUCAACCCUCGAUUACUAUAAAAGGAGUCGAUGUGGAGGAAAUUUUUGGUCUGAAGGACAAAGCAGCAGAUGGGCUGGAUAUUGACACCAUCCUUUAUGAGGAUGGGGAAUAUGCAGAAAAUGAUAUACCAUCUCAUUUUCUGAACAAGUCCACCGGCAGUCUGAGUAUUGAUGGAUUGAUCUCGGACGCAAUCAAGAGCGGAUUAGCCGACGAUGACUUCCUUCGAAGAGCUGUUCUUGUGGCCCUUGGUACAGUUCUUGCACCACAGUCCAGCUCAACAGUUCCAUUGGAGUAUUGGACAAUUGUUAAGUACGUGUCACGUUUGAAGAAAAUGAACUUCAAUGGUUUCACACGUUCUUAUUUAAUUAACAAUAUAAAGAAACUGCGAAGUGAACAUGAGAUGGUGCAAUGGCCCCGCGGCAACCUAGCCCUGCUUCAAUAUAUUUACUAUGAAAAAGUGCACCCAACUGGUUCACAAUUGACGUCAUCAAAGCCGUUGAUGAGGAACUGGACAGAAGAAGAGGCGAGUAAGAGAGACAACAUUGAAUACCAACAUGGACGAGGAACAGGCUUGAUUGACGACGACAUAUCUGCUAACCACAGAAGGGAGGUGAUCCACACACCUGACGUUCCUCCAAGAUCAAAGAGGAAGCAAAGUAAAAGAGCUAAAGCUUCAGGUUCUAGCAUGAAAACGCCAGGUUCAGUGGAUGAUUCAAGAAUGGAGGUCAUGGUUGAGCAGAUUCUGAUUAAACUGACCAAUCACAUAGACACAUCAAUAAGCAAACAUAUGGACAAAUUUGCAGACGUAUCUGCUCAGAAAGUCCUAAAAAUGCUUAACGCGAAAGGAGUUGCGUACAGGGCAGGCAAGGCUGACAUGUCUGAUGACGAAGAUCAGGAGGUGGAAGACAAAAAAGAAGGAGCGGCUUCCACACCUAGCCAUGGCGGCCUUCCGCCUAAAGAUUUCAUGGACAAUGACGACAUCAAGUCAGACGGCACUGCAUCAUUUUUGAAUUCAGUUAAGGAUCAACAUGACGAUGAAUUGGAAGAUGCAAGUAAGAAGAGUGAGCCGAUGGAUGAUUCGAACUUCGUGACACCCACCGACAAGAAGAAGACUGCUAAUGCUGGGUACACGACACCAGCGCCUAAGCACGGAGACACCCCUGAAGUACCCAUAAUCAUCGACGACAAGGCUAUACCUGAAUCGUCCUGCUCGGCAACUAUUGAUUUAACUCUUCCAGAUGCAUUAGAAGAAUUUGAUAGCUUGAACACGAUCUGCCGAAAAGUGAUAGAAAGUGGGAAGAAGGAGGAGAAAAAAGAUGAUGUAUGUGGCAAAAAGGAGGAGAAAAAGGAAGAUGUCUCUGGGAAGCGCAAACGCAAAGCUCCUCGCAAAUUAAGUUCCCCAAGCAUUGUGAUGACCGAGAACUGUCCUAAACGAAGUAAGACUGUGUACGAGAAUGAAGACGGGGCUGUGGCGAGGGCUGAAUUUCUUAAACCUAUCCUUGACCGUGGAUGGCUGUGCGGCACUGUCAUUGAGUGUUACUUGGCUGAGCUGAGAUUAAAAUUGAAGGAUAGGACAAUAUGCCCUGCAUGGAGGGCAAAUUCUAUAGUCGAAAAUCGACCGAGAAGGCAGCGAUGGAAAAAGAAAAACCUUGACACGACGGAUAUUGCAGAAAUGUCAAGUUGCUAUGAAAGAUGCGAGCUGGAAUAUUUUGGCACUAACAAGGCUUAUUUCUCGGUUCACAUUUCCAAAUGCCACUGGGUCACCGUCGUCAUGCACAGUGACAAGAAGGAAUUUCAGGUGCUAGACUCGUUAUGGCGCCUUGAGCAGAGCAAGGAUUUUGUGGAAAAGCUGAGAGAAGAAAUCUUGAAGGACGUCGAGUUUGCGAACAAUGAGAUAUCAACAAAGAAGUAUCCAGACGUUUCGAAAUGGGAAAUUAAAAGAUACCCAAUACCUAUGCAAAGUGAUACGAACUCAUGUGGACUGUUCCUGUUAGCAUGUAUGGAGCACUGGGAUGGAGAUGAACUAACGGCCGAAUUUUCGCAGGAAACGAUAAACAAGAACAGGAAUAUGACUGCCGCCAAAAUUAUAAUGGCAGAAUCAAACAUGCACGAGAAGGCGAAGAAGGAUAUCCUUGACAUCGCGGCGAAAGCACGUGCGUAA
This is a messenger RNA of Lolium perenne, 2211 nucleotides long. RefSeq lists its product as uncharacterized. Lineage: Eukaryota; Viridiplantae; Streptophyta; Magnoliopsida; Poales; Poaceae. Gene Ontology annotation, biological process: proteolysis. Gene Ontology annotation, molecular function: cysteine-type peptidase activity. The record is from RefSeq and is a predicted model, not a curated record.